AUGCCCGUGGUGGUAGAAGUGGACUGUGGAGAAUGCAUGGGAGAGCUAUCCAUGCUAGUAGGAGGUGUGGCGCAUGAGGAAUCCGCACCACUGCAUGGAGAGUCCUUCAGAGAUGUGACCGAAGGGGAAGCUUCUGAAGGUGGAGUGGAUUGUGGGAGUGACGGAGCAGGCCCCCCUACUUCGUCUUCUGUGGAGUCAUUAUCACAACUAAUGGCAGUUGGAACACAAGGAGACGAGGGUGUUGACGUGUGCAUGGUCUCGACAAUAGGGGAAGCCGAAAUAUGA
Molecule: messenger RNA, 285 nt
Organism: Linum trigynum
Lineage: Eukaryota; Viridiplantae; Streptophyta; Magnoliopsida; Malpighiales; Linaceae
Source: the annotation of a GenBank genome assembly